AUGUCACGCACCCUUCCCAAAACCGAGGAUCGCCAGAAAUCCCGCCUUUACCAAUUCCUAAUGGAAGAUAUUCGCGAAGAUCUACUCCUCGAGUGCGAGCUCCUGAUGCUCUCUUUCGCAACAGGAAUCCAAGAUGCCGCUGCCUGGCCCGACUACUCCUGCUUCGCUUCCAACCAAACAGGCAACACACUCUUCCUCGCAAUCGGCGUCGCGGGAUUGACCCGAAACGCAUACAGCUUCCCCAAUAUUGGUGUCAGUCUGAGUCUUUUCUUGGCGGGGGGCUUUAUCAUGGGCCAGCUCGGGAACUAUGUUGGUGUGCGGCGACGCUUGUGGUUAUUACUUAGCAAUCUCAUUCAAACCUUGUGUGUUUUCGGGGCGCUAAUCAUCCAACAUCGGUGGCCCAUCAAGCGGGAUGGACCUGCUGCUUUGUCUGUGAUUGCGUUGCUGGCUUUUUCAUCCGGUGGACAGGUUGCUAUGAGCCGUUCGUUGAAGAUUACGGAGAUUACAACAGCUAUGGCCACAGCUGCCUUUAUAGAUGUGGUGAUAGAUCCGGAUUUAGGAAAGCUGAAGAAUCGGCUGCGCAAUCGGCGAGUUAUGUUCCUCAUUAUGCUGACGGCCGGUUGUUUCGUUGGUGCUUUUGCGCAGCGCGAGAUUAACUCAAAUUUUCCAAUUUUACUUUGCGCUCUUGGAAAGGCAUUGGUGGGCGUGGCGAUGCUAUUCAAUCGACCUAUUAAGCAAUCGAGAUCACCUGCCAGCUCGAUGGAAUCAUUGAAGGUGUAA
Molecule: messenger RNA, 780 nt
Organism: Penicillium odoratum
Lineage: Eukaryota; Fungi; Ascomycota; Eurotiomycetes; Eurotiales; Aspergillaceae
Product: YoaK family protein
Exons: 1
Coding region: 1-780 (259 amino acids)
Source: RefSeq, a predicted model, not a curated record